Aspergillus novofumigatus IBT 16806 is the source of this 1128-nucleotide messenger RNA. RefSeq lists its product as uncharacterized. Bases 85 to 759 code for a protein of 224 amino acids. The record is from RefSeq and is a predicted model, not a curated record. NCBI's taxonomy places the organism in Eukaryota, Fungi, Ascomycota, Eurotiomycetes, Eurotiales, Aspergillaceae. The transcript is spliced from 4 exons.
UUUUUCCCUUCCCUCGAUAUCUGUAAUCGCUUCGAAUCCAUCCCUAUCCUAUCAUCUACCAUUUACUACCCCUCAUCAUCCAUCAUGGCCGCCCCCGCAGACGUCACUAUCAAGAACCUCAAUGGAGAGUGGACGAUGGAGAAAACCAUCUCUGACCCCUCCGACCCUAUUCUCGCGUUUCAAGGUGUUAGUUGGGUCACUCGCAAAGCUAUCUCAUACGCCACUGUCACCCUAAUUGUCAAGGAGUAUGCCGACUCGGAAGAUGCGAAGCUCAUGCACAUCGAUAUCGAUCAGGUCUUGACAGGAGGCAUCAAGGGUACUAGCGAGAAGCGCCACACCGAUUGGGUGGAGCGCGAGCACAAGGACCACAUUUUUGGCACCCUCAAGGGACGGUCGCGGCUGAUCCGCGGCUCCAAGGGCGAUGAUGGCAAAGUCCGCCCUGCCGUCGAUAUCAACACCAAGAUCGAUGACCCCAAAGUGAAGCAGUUCCUGCGAGGUGAGAUCCUCAUAGAUGGUAGCCCGAGCGAAGGUUUCCUCGUGGACAAUGUGGGUGAGGAAUAUGGUGAAGGCGAAGGUCUCUUCCUGCAGAGCUUCGUCGUUAACCAGGACGAUGGAGCCGGCUGGACCGCAGAACAGAUCUGGGGCUUUGAGACGAUCAACGGACAGCGUUACCACACUCGCCGUGUGGUUGUCGCCAAGGAUGGCGAGUACAAGAUGGCUCGUCUUGCUUAUACCUAUGUUAAGAGGCCGGAUGCGUAAACAUUGACCUCUUUACUAAGUCAUGUAUGAUAGCGCCAACGGAUAGGUAUUGACCAACUGAGGGUCAGGAGGUCUUGUUGUGUUGCUCGCUCUUGAGCUAUGAAUGUCACGUUAUGUGCAGCGGCCUUUGGUCAAACCCCCGAGCCUAUUGACCUAUUGUUAGUUAUAGAAUUGACUAUGUGUCCAUAGUCCCCUGCUUUGCAUCAAUGUAGUUUUCGGCUGUUGGGGUUUUGUCCAGACCGAUUUCAUAAGUUGCUUAAGUCUCGGGCACCUGGCGUACACACCAAAGGCAGGUGAAGAAAGAAAGAAUAGGCGCAGCUAUCUACGCAUAGAUAGAGAGUAAUUAAAUCGACCUUUGCCCCUAGGCCG